AUGAUUUCGAUCCAAUUUUUCGUUUUCAUUACAUUGACUUUCUUUUACUCUUCUCAAUCCUUACAACUUGGUUAUACAUGUGAAACAUCGAUAACAUUGACAUGUUCUCCAUCUGAAAAACUUGUCAUUCUCGAAGUAAUCUAUUCAUCUGAAUGUCCAAAUCUAAAUAAAGAAUUAAAUGGCACGUCAAUGUAUCCGCCAUCUCGCUGUAUUGGCUAUCAUCGAGAACGAGCAAGUACUCAUUGUAAUGGAAAACAGAUAUGUACUAUAGACAAUAGUGUUGAAAAUCGGCCAUCAUUUCUUUCUGGUAAACAAGCUAAUUGUGCUUUUAAAGGGCAAAGCAUCAAUAUUGAAUAUUCAUGUAUUCCUGAUUUUGAGUCAAGUCAAUUACCUCCCAUUGAUAUUUGUUCAUUACAAUCUGUUGAUGAUCUCAAAGAAGGCUUUAUUCAUACACCAAAUUAUCCAAACAAUUAUUUGGAUAAUUUGACAUGCUUGAAGAAAAUAUCAACACCAGAUGCUAGUCAUCGACUGAAGAUUUAUGCCAUUGAUUUUGAUAUUGAAAGUAUCAGUAUAACUCGUUUGACAAGUACUACACGUAUUACUGACUGGUUAGAAAUCAAUAAUAAUGGAGAAAAAUUAUAUGGUACACGAUCACCGUUUACUCUUUUAUUUGAUGAUGUUAUUGAAGCAUCAUUAAUGUUUAAAUCAGAUUCAUCGAAUAUCAAACGAUCAUAUAAUGGAUUUUUACUUUAUUUCAUUGUUACACCGGUUCGUCGUUCUCGACCACCCACAACAACAAAAUUAAUACCAAGCACAGCUGUGAAUGUUUUCUCUGAUGAUGAUGAUGAUGAUAAUUCUAAAAGUUCAAUGCAACAAAAAAUAGCUGGACUUACACUAGUUAAUCGACGAGAAAAUAAUACUGGCUUAAUUUUACUGGUUGUUCUUCUUUCUGGUGCUCUUGUCGUCAUCACCUGUGGUGUUCUGUUAUACAAACGUCGUAAUGAUCGUCGUAUUCGUUAUUUAACUGAAACAUUCCAUUCAUUCGGAGGAAAAAAAUUAAAAUCUUCAACAGUCGAUUCAUUCGAUAAGAGCGAUGAAGUAAAAUUAAAUUUAAAUCAUAAUUUAGCUUCUGCUAGCGAUGAUGAUAAAUCAAUUUUAAAAUAUCCACAUGAUAGAAUUCAAGAUUUAGAUCAUAUUUAUUCAGAAGAUCCACUUGAAAAUAAAACCUUUUUAAAAACACAUGAUAACAGUGUAAUCCUAUAUGACUAUAUUGAUUAUGCAACAAUCAAUCAACAAACAAAUGAUCAACCAAAAUCCAUUUGA
This is a messenger RNA of Rotaria socialis, 1323 nucleotides long. NCBI's taxonomy places the organism in Eukaryota, Metazoa, Rotifera, Eurotatoria, Philodinida, Philodinidae. The record is from the annotation of a GenBank genome assembly.